Molecule: messenger RNA, 1231 nt
Organism: Mytilinidion resinicola
Lineage: Eukaryota; Fungi; Ascomycota; Dothideomycetes; Mytilinidiales; Mytilinidiaceae
Product: zf-DHHC-domain-containing protein
Exons: 2
Coding region: 95-937 (280 amino acids)
Biological process (GO): protein targeting to membrane; peptidyl-L-cysteine S-palmitoylation
Cellular component (GO): Golgi apparatus; endoplasmic reticulum
Molecular function (GO): protein-cysteine S-palmitoyltransferase activity
Source: RefSeq, a predicted model, not a curated record
ACCAACCUUCGGCCUGCCUCAUCUGCACCGCAUGGCCCCUCGGCGUCUACCAGCAACUCGUCAAGCCUGAUGCGCCGUGUGCUUGUCAUCCUCCAUGCCGCGAACACCCGUCGAGAGGGCUGUGUCCCGUUGGACAGCCAUCAUUAUUCCGCUCAUAUUGAUCGGCUCCGCAGCUUAUGGAACAUGGUGCAUAGUAGUGAAAGUCGCAGUCGAGUACCUGCUUAAUCCUCCUAAAUCGUACCGAGCCAACUUUCAUAUACACCCCCGACGGGGAGCCGCCAUCGCCGUUCUCGUUCUAUACUUUAUCUUGCUGUUCUUAAUGGCCAUCACGUACUUCCGCACCCUUCAGGUGAUAUGGAUGGAUCCCGGGUAUAUUCCUCUCGGAAAUGCCUCGCAGAAGGGAGGUAUACCAGGCUCGGAGUUCACAACGAAGGACGCUUUCGUCUGUGAUAGCAGCGGGAAGCCCCGGUUCUGUGACCAUUGCAACAACUUCAAGCCAGACCGUACACAUCACUGCAGUGAGGUUGAACGCUGUGUGCGCCGCAUGGACCAUUUCUGUCCUUGGGCGGGAGGCAUCAUAUCGGAGCACAACAUGAAGUUCUUUUUGCAGUUCCUGUUUUACGGCUUCUUCUACAACUUCUUCUUGAUUGUCACCCUGGGUGUUCUGAUGCAGGAGCGAAAGCACAAGGUGAGUCGCUACUUUUUUUAUCCUAGCUUCGUCCAUAAGUCUGUGCACACCCGUUCGCCAUUGUUGGGAGUGGCCCCGUGUUGGUUUCCGGUCAGGACAUUAUACUAUAUCAUGUGUUCUAUUGUCUAUACUCGCUCUCUACACACCUUCAUACAACGAGAGGCCAUAAUUCUGUGCACACGCGUUUGUCACUGCGGGGUGCCCCUAUUGAGUUUCCAAGAUCCAGGCGCAAUGCCAAGCUUUAUGUAGCAGAAGCUGAGCUGCCUCUUGACUGAACGGUUUCCUGGCAACGGGAUUGCUCCUCACAGUUUAUGUCUGGCUUGCAAAGCGGCACUCAAGCAUUGGUAUCGGUGUGCCCAGAUGUUUGGCGUAGUCCCACAGCUCCUCGAAGGACUUCCGCGGAGUUAGGAGGGAGGCCUUCCGACAUUGUCACCAUGUAGAGGCUUUCCAUUCGAUGGGUGGUGCUACUACUCAUUUGCUACUGUUCGGGGUGGGCCAACGUGGAUCCCGAAAUCUAGGCGCGAUGUCACAUUACAUCCAGCA